Messenger RNA from Melanaphis sacchari, 922 nucleotides. RefSeq names its product protein takeout-like. The transcript is spliced from 6 exons. Lineage: Eukaryota; Metazoa; Arthropoda; Insecta; Hemiptera; Aphididae. Bases 96 to 860 code for a protein of 254 amino acids. The record is from RefSeq and is a predicted model, not a curated record.
AACUGGUCAAUAUGUAACUGGCACUGUGUCAAGCAUAGCCCUCUUGUUGAGUAUUCAGAAAUUUUCUUUGACUUCGUUAAGCACACACGCACAAUAUGACGGCCAAUACUAUCAAAAUUGCAUGCUGUCUUGUGUGCGUCGUCGGGAUCGCUUUAGCAGCUCCAUCCACUGUUAAAUUGCCAAAAGACUUUGUGCAGUGUAAAAGAAGCGACCCAAAGUUAAACGAAUGUAUAAAGAAUGCUCUGAAAAAAGCCAUCCCACAUUUAGUUAAAGGUGUUCCUAUUUUUGGAUUGUACCCAAUUGAUCCACUUCGUAUAACGGCAUUGGGAAUAGACCAAGGUACUGGACCUGUUAGCAUCAAGCUCAACUUUAGGGAUUUAGACAUAUCCAACAUUGGAACCGUAAAAAUUAAUGAAAUCUUGGCUGAUCUAAAUAACAAUAAUAUUGCAUUGGAUGUACAUUUUGAAAAACCUAUUACGCUCGAUGGAAAUUACGACAUUAAAGGCAAAAUUAUCAUUCUACCAAUCACCGGUGAUGGUAUUUGCAAGAUUAGCCUUGAUAAUCUCAAAGCCAAGAUAAACGUGUAUUUAAACCCUGUAGUAAGAAACGGUAUCACCUACGUAGAUGUAAAGGAUAUAAAAUUAACGUUUACUACCACCAAAAUGCAUAUUAAAUUGGAUAAUUUGUUUAAAGGAGAUAAAGCUCUUGGAAACAAUAUGAACACGUUCCUCAAUGAAAAUUGGAAAGAUAUAUUAGCUGAAUUACAAACCAAUUUUGAGAGCGCCUUGGCUGCCGCAUUCUCUGGAGUUGCACAACAAUUCUUUUCUAGAGUACCUUAUAACCAAGUUUUUAUUGAAUAGACCAUUAAGAUUCUUUAUUGUAUUUUUAAACGUGUAUUAUUAAUUUAUUAUAUUUAUAUAUA